AUGUAUUUUCCGAGCGUGAUCUUGAUUUUCACUUUACUUGGAAGCGUGACUUUGCAUCUUACGGAGAUUGAUUUCAACAGAAUACGACAACUACCGAACGAGUUUUCGCCUACCUACAAUUCAAACAACAGAAGGUCUAUAACCCACAAUUUAUAUAGGAAAAAGAAUUACGAUGACAAUAAAAAAUACGACAUACAUUCCCGAAAACAAACGAUGGAAAACGAAGUCAUUCAGACACAUCAACCAAGGGAAGACCCUAGGCUUUUUUAUCAGACCGAUAGUUAUCUUAGAGAAGUUCAGGAUCAUAACCAUGAAAUCACUUAUAUUUACCCGGGGAGGGAGGUCGUCAAUGCUGAAGAGGAAUAUAGACGACCUCGGCGUCUCAGGAAAAUGGUUAAAAGCCUAACUUUAAAUUCAGAUGACCACAGUCUAUGUAUCCAAUGUCCGCAUGAUAGAACGUUAAUAGCAAAAGCAGGCUUAGAUAAAGUUGUUCUACAAAGUCCACGUCUCUUGUCAUGUAACGGAAGGACAGCAUCCAGAGAAGUUCGGUUUGUUACUAUGUAUGGGCCAAAUUUUGGUGCCCUACUACAUCAAGGCUCUUACGUCAUAGUAGGAAAAAUAAUGUAUAAUAGUCAGGUACUGCAAAUGUGUAAAAUGCAAGUACACGUAAUUCUCCAGUCUCCACGUAAAUGUCCACUUCCGAAUAUUUUACAAGCGCAUUGUAAUAAUGAUUAUGAAUGUAGUUUUACCUGCCAAGACCCUAACUUAGAUUUGCAAGGACCCCGAGCUCUUGUUUGUGGCAAAGAUUGGAACUGGGAAGGCACUCUUCCAAUAUGUAAAGGUCGGAAAUGGUGUGUGCCCCAGGAGCCACCAGAACAUGGUAGAAUAAGCUGUAAGGGCAUCGCAGUAGAGAAUGGGCCAGGUUUAUCUGAAGGUUCAAGGUGCAGAGUCCGUUGCAGGUUGGGGUGGAAGGCUAAACAUACAGCAACAGUUUGCCGACGUGGAUCUUGGAACCAUGAGCUAACGUGUCAACCACGACAAAAAAUUACCGUGUAA
Messenger RNA from Pieris macdunnoughi, 1056 nucleotides. The record is from the annotation of a GenBank genome assembly. Lineage: Eukaryota; Metazoa; Arthropoda; Insecta; Lepidoptera; Pieridae.